UAUUCCGCCGAAUCAGCUGUUGAUAUUGAAGCCUUUAUCUUUUAGAAAAGGGGUUUACGGUUGCAGCUGGUUCCUGUUUGCAGAAGGCAUUGGCUGCAGAUAUGAUGAGACUUCAUGGAGUCCAGAACCAACAUUGAGGAAUCCCAGGGCAUGUCACUGUGCCACCAUCUCUACUGCCCUACUGGUAGGACAGAACAUACCCAGUGUGGAAGUCGUGUCUAAGACAUUGUCAUCAAGAACUGGAGUGAUGUUAAGGAACACAAGAAUUAAAGAAAAUACUGCAAAUGUGCGACCAUCGGAAAAAACAUUUAUCUUUAAUUUCAAGACAGGACAUCAGUCAUGUGUGCUGACUGCACCCAUCCAGAUUCCUAUGCAAGGAAGUAUCAAUGAUUUACAUGGCCGUCUAAUGCUCUUACAUAAUCUUCCUUAUUUUAUUGACAAUGACUUAAAAAAUUCUCUUGAUCAGUUUGUUAAUGAAGAAACUAAGAAGACCUAUGAUGAAGAAGCAGAAGCUGUUUUAGAGAAACUAAAAACGAGUGAUGUGCGUGCUGAACAGCUUGUUAAUACUUGGGCUAAAGCUUAUCAAGAGACAACGUUAGAAUACUCUAAGCCUGAAGAACCUAGUUGGGAUGAAGAUUUUGCAGAUGUUUAUCAUGAUUUGAUCCAUUCUCCAGCCUCUGAAGCUUUACUGAAUUUGGAACAUAAUUAUUUUGUCAGAGUCUCAGAACUUAUUAGUGAAAGAGACAUGGAAUUGAAGAAACUGCAGGAAAGGCAGUCUGUGGAAAUGGAUAAAGUAAUGCAAGAACUAGGGAAAAGCCUUACAGAUCAAGAUGUAAACUCAGUUGCUGCUCAGCAUUUUGAAUCCCAACAGGUAUUGGAGAACAAGUGGGCCCAUGAGCUGAAACAAUUAAUGGCUAUUCAAAAACAAGAGUAUCAAGAGUGGGUAAUAAAACUACAUCAAGACAUGCAAAAUCCGAACAACAGUGCAGUCAGUGAGGAAAUCAAAGUAAAACAAAGUCAGUCCACUGUAGCAAAUGAACGAAUGAUUGAAGAACGACCUCUGUUGGAAGAAAGCUUUACGAUACACCUAGGUGCCCAGUUGAAAACUAUGCAUAACCUACGGCUAAUGCGAGCUGAUGUUCUUGAUUUCUGUAAACAUAAGCGGAAUCAACAAAGUGGAGUUAAACUUCAAAGGCUACAAACUGCCCUUUCGCUGUACUCCACCUCUCUCUCUGGCGUUGUCUUACUUGUCGAUAAUCGAAUCAAUUCCUAUAGCGGCAUCAAACGAGAUUUUGCAACAGUUUGCCAAGAGUGUACGGAUUUCCAUUUUUCGAGAGUAGAACAACAACUUGAGAUUGUCCAGCAAGUUGUACUUUAUGCAAGUGCUCAGCGUAACAAGAAGACGAAGGAAAGAUCUGAGUUACCAAAUGGAAAUGGAGGAAGUGAAGAUAAGUCAAAGAUUGGAGAAAGAAAUCCAUCAAAUAUUUUACCAGGAGAAUUUUAUACCACAAGACAUUCUAAUCUUUCUGAAGUUCAUGUUGUCUUUCACUUGUGCGUGGACGACAAUGUGAGAUCAAGCAAUAUUACAGCACGUGAUCCUGCAAUUAUGGGCUUGCGGAACAUUCUGAAAGUCUGCUGCACUCAUGAUAUUACUACAAUAACUAUCCCACUUUUAUUGGUGCAUGAUAUGUCUGAGGAGAUGACUAUACCUUGGUGCCUGAAAAGAGCAGAGCUUGUCUUUAAGUGUAUAAAAGGUUUUAUGAUGGAAAUGGCAUCCUGGGAUGGGGGAACUUCUCGCACAGUUCAGUUCCUUGUGCCACAGCUUCUUAGUGAACAACACACAAGCAGAAGGUAUCAAGAUUGCCAGACACACCAUCUCUCUAUCUGCCCCUGCAAUGAAAGAUGACUAAUCUCUCUCAACAUUUGCUAUAAACUGGUGCCUCAAAGGAGUGACUACAAGACUGAACGAUUAAUGUAGUAACCAUCAAAACUCAGGAUUGGAAGAAGAAAAAGGGAAACCUCAUCAAAUCCUGUGAACUAGUGCAAAUGAACUGUGUUCCCCAGUAUUUCUCCCUCCUAUCAUAACAGCAGUUUGUUUGUCCAUAUGUAUGUAUAGGAUUUAAGAUUGGAUUGAGCUUAAGCUAGCACAAUUAUAAGAUGAUAAUUCAUAUUUUGUUUUCAUGUAGGUAGAACUUAUUUCUUUGUAAUAACUAGUUGUUUCUUGUUAAAGAAACCUGGUCAGUGUUUUCUAUUAACCAGACUCCAUCACCUGAGUAAGCUGGGGCACUGAGUAAUUUGAUUAAGUCUUUAAUUUUUGUAAUGAUCACAGAGCAGUGAGGUUCAAGUAUCAGAGUACAUUCUCAUGACCAUGAGUGCAAAUUGUUCCCUUUAUUUACAGGAACAAGCGCAGUACCUUGUUUUCUGCAACACAUUAAAUACUAUGAUAUCCAAGCAGCUAUGUACACUGAAAUCUACUAAGCUCAUCUGAGUAAUAACUGAAGACUAUUUCCUCCACACUGUUCAGCACUUUUGUAAACUUACUAAUAAAUAAAAAGGUGUAAAAUACUGUUACGUGAAGGAAAUCUUAAUUUUGCUGGCAUUUUCCUGUGGUCAUCUGAACUGUUUCAGUAUAGUAAUAUUCUAUUGAGAGUAUAUGUUAAUGUUUGAUCACCUAUGUGCAGCCAUAGAAAAUUGUGUGGGAGGACCUUAGUCUGUUCAAUGAUUCUCAGAGCCCCAGAAAUAGGAGCAGGAUUAGCCCAUUUGAACCUGCUUAUCCUUCAAUUUGAUCAUGGCUAAAUAUCCAACUCAGUAUCCUGUUCUCACUUUCUCCCUCUAUCCUUUGA
Messenger RNA from Chiloscyllium plagiosum (whitespotted bambooshark), 2843 nucleotides. NCBI's taxonomy places the organism in Eukaryota, Metazoa, Chordata, Chondrichthyes, Orectolobiformes, Hemiscylliidae. The record is from RefSeq and is a predicted model, not a curated record.